Pyrenophora tritici-repentis Pt-1C-BFP is the source of this 882-nucleotide messenger RNA. Lineage: Eukaryota; Fungi; Ascomycota; Dothideomycetes; Pleosporales; Pleosporaceae. The record is from RefSeq and is a predicted model, not a curated record.
AUGUCAAGCAAAAUUGCACAAAAACGCGCAAAACAGCGGCGUCGAGAUUUGAUGAAACAGAAGUCACGCAUAUACAAUCAAGUCGAGCCUCGUAUAUUAAGACCAUCAGCUAAGAAACGGCUAAAGCUCGAGCGCUCUCGCAGGCAAUGGAUCUUCCCGUGGAUGAUAAAUCCAGACUAUCGUCUCGGACAGACGUACCCUGCAGCCAGCCUACUAGGUCUCCCCACGGAGUUGCGGCAGAGGAUAUUUCACGAAGCAUUUGACAUGAAGGAGCUGAGUACACGUGCGCGCGCGAUAUGUCCGACGCAGGUACCCAUAAAGAGCAUACGAAAGUCACAAGAAGCUAAGCUACUGGAGACAAAGGACCCAAAUAAGGGCUUGGAGGUUCACCAAGCCAAAUACACCAUGGCGAUUCGUCUGCGCGUUGGGGAGUUCAGCUGUGUGUCGGCUCUGAUCCGUCGGGAUAUGGAGUACGUGAAGCGGAUAUGGCUGCGGGAUUUAGAAGGCUAUUUCAGGCUGAAAGACGUGAGAAGCAAGUAUGAAGCAAGCUUGGACGCAUGGCUGGACAAAGUUAACCAUAGAAGCCUGAAUGUGAAGGGCAAGGAAGUCACAGUGAUUAAGGCUAAGGACCAGAGAGCGUCGGUCAUACGGCCUCAGAAAUGCUGGAAAUGCACGGAACGGCACGUGAGAUACGAUGCGGUAUGCCCGAUGACCAGACACGAUCCAGAAAGAUGGAAGAAGUUAACCAAGAAGAUGGCAGGCUGGAGGCCCUUAGUAAGUGACACUUCUCUGUUCGAGGGCACGAGGAUAGUGUUUGGCGACGACUAUGAGUCCUGGAUACGUAGUUUUGAGGUUUUACACAGCAUCAUGAUAGUUACAUGA